GCAGCAGCAGAAGAAGACGGUUAUUGUGCAGCUGCAGUCGGUCCGUGUUCGUGAAUCUGGACCAGAACCGGGUUCUGGUUCUGGUUCCUGGUCCUCCAGCAGCAGCAGCAGAACCGGACUGAUGUUCCGCGGGAGACCCCCGCCCAGGGGCGGGUUCCCGGCCCGGGGGGGCCCGGGGUUCCCGGGGCCGCGGCCCCACCAGGGCCCGGGCCCCCGGGACCGGUACCAGGACCAGCGGGACCCCCGGGACCGGUACCAGGACCAGCGGGACCAGCGGGACCACGGGGACUCGUACCGGCCACCCCCGCCGCGCAGGCGCUACCCGGACCCGGGGAGAGGGGGAGGAGGAGGAGGAGGGGGGUACUGGCCCGGGGGCCCGGAGCGGGGGGCGGUUCUGGACCAGAACCUGGUCAUCACCGUGGGCAACGAGCUAACCGGGUCACCGGGCCACCCGCCGCCGCGUCACCACGACAGGGACUACUCUCCCCGACCUGAAUAUGAGCGGGGUCGUAGCCGCGGUCGGAGCCGGCCUCGGAGCCGCAGUCCGGACCGGAGCCGGGCCAAGAGCCGGGGGCGGAGCAAGAGCCGGCCCCGGGGCCAGAGCCGGAGCCCGGACCGGAGCCGGGCCAAGAGCCGGGGCCGGAGCAAGAGCCGGCCCCGGGGCCAGAGUCGCAGUCCGGACCGGAGCCGGGCCAAGAGCCGCGGUCGCAGCAGGUCCAAGUCCAGGUCCCGGUCCCGGUCGAGGGGGAGGAGCCGAGGACGGAGCCGUGGGCGGAGUCACGCUCGCAGCAAGAGCCGGCAGCGCAGCCGCAGCAAGAGCGGGAACCGCAGCAGCUCCAGCAGCAGCUCCGACAGCGCUAACGGCCACGGCAAGACAAACUUCAAGGAGCUGGAGAUGGCGCGGCGCAAGAAGGAGCUGGAGGAGAUGCUAGCGCAGCCCACCAAGUCCAUCCUCAAGAAACGCAACAGCCUCGGAGACUCGCCGUCCGUCGGGAGCUCCAACUCCCCCCAGGGCCUAGAGCGCCCCCACAUGUCCCGGGUGGCCGAGCAGCUGCUUCAGGCCAUCAAGGGCACCGACCCGCGGACCAUGGCCUCCAUGCUGACGGAGCUGCGGGCCGACCCGCAGAUGGCCCAGCGCGCCGGCCUGGACAGCGAGAUCAAGGAGCUGCUGAACCUCCUGGGGGGCCAGACGGCGCCGGGGGCCCCGGAGAAACCGGCGGACGACAUCGACGACGAGGAGAGGUUCCUGUACGGAGACCCGGAGGAGCCCAGACCCGUCCCGGCGGCUCCAGACGCAGCCCGGUACCAGAACCUGGAUCUGUACGGAGACGUGACGGAGGACACGCUGUACGGGGAGCACCCGUCGCAGCGCCCCGGGGGGGGGCAGGUGUACGGGGAGCACCCCCAGCGCCCCGGGGGGGGGCAGAUGUACCAGCCACCCCCGGCCCACCCUCAGGCCCUUCCCGUGACCAGCGAGGUGGACGACCCGUACCGCCCCCCCGUCGACCAGAACAUCCAGAUCCAGGUGUCCAACCCGGCGUUCCCCCCGGGGACGGAGCCCCUGGAGGAGGGGGAACGCCAGGCCCUGGAGGAGUACGAGAAGAUCCAGGACCUGCUGAAAACCAUCGGCCUGGACCUGGGCGUCACCGACAUCAGCAAGAUGGCGGCCCGGACCAAGGAGCGUCUCCACGGAAGCAAGCCGCCGCCAAAGACGCCCACGCGGCGGCGGCGGUACUCGUCCGGCAGCUCCGGCAGCGGCCAGAGCCGGGGGGGCCGGCGGCGGCGCAGCCACAGCAGCAGUAGCAGCAGCAGCCCGGGCCGGGGCCGGAGCCGUGGGCGGAGCCAGGGCCGUGGGCGGAGCCAGGGCCGGGGGCGGAGCCAGAGCCGGGGCAACAAGCGCCAGAACUGGAGCAGCGACGAUGACAAUGACGACGAGCGCAAGAAGAGCGCGGUGCCGCCCAAACCGGCCAAGGAUCAAGACGUGAAAGAAGUGAAGAAGGAGUGGGGCGAGGUGGCGGCGGUUCCCCCGCCCGUGGACUCCGCCCCCAUCCCCGCCCACACCGGGAUGCCGGUUCCCAACUACCCUCCCCCGCAGGUGCACAGCAUGAUGCCCCCCAGCUACCCGCAGGCCUACGGCCAGUACGGGAACUACCUGCCCUACAUGCACCAGCAGUGGCCCCCCAUGUACCCGCCCCCCAGCAUGGCCCCGCCCCCCAGCAUGGCCGUCGACGAGUUCCCCCCUCAGUUCCCUUAUCAGCAGCAGUACGACGAACCGGCACCCAAAGGUCCAGCCAGGUCGCCCUUUCAGGAAAGAGACAAGCGAAGCAGCCAGGACCGGAGAGUUUCUGAUGAACAGAACAACGAGAGCCAGAAGCAGAAGGUUCUGGAGGAGCGAGAGAAUCUGAAACAGGACCGGGAGGUCCGGAUGAAGAAGAAGGAGUAUCUGAUGAAGGAGCUGGAGCGGCUCAGGAAGCAGCAGGGGGAGCUCCUGCGGAAGAAACGCCGGGAGAAAGACGGACACAAGGACCCGCUGCUGCUGGAGAUCAGCCGGCUGCAGGAGGAGGUCAUGGCCCAGAUCUCCAGCCUCCGCAAGGAGCACGAGGCCGCCGAGAAGAAACGCAGUGAGAUCGAGAAAGUGGCGCUGAUCCUCGGCCUGAACCCCUCGGACCGGCCGCGCAAGACUAGCAAGCCGCCGGAGGCGCAGCAGGAGGAGCCGCUGCAGAAGAAGAGACGGGAGUCGGACGGGAGCCCCGAGGUCCGGCCCGAGGGCCGGCCCGCCUCCGGAAACGCCAGCGUGAAGCCCACCCUGGUGGCUCCGCCCCCAUCAGUGACAUCAGCGGCCGAGGCUCCGCCCCUGGCCGAGGCUCCGCCCCCGGAGCCGUUUGAAUACUACGACGCAGGAAACCACUGGUGCAAGAGCUGCAACCUCACCUCUGGUUCCAUGUUUGACUUUUUCACGCACUUGCAGAGCAAAACGCACCGAAAGACGCUGAACCCGUACGAGCGGCCGUGGGCCGCCGGCGCCCCCAAACCCGGCCAGAGCCUGCUGUCGGAGGAGAAGCUCACCAAGCCGGCCAAAGGUUCGGAGUUCCUGGUCCCGGUCCGGGGAUUCUUCUGCCUGCUGUGUAAGGAGUUUUACGGAGACGCCAUCUGCGCUGAAGAGCAUGUGGUCACUCACGCUCACAACGAGAAGUACAAGGUCCAGAUGUACGAGAACCCGCUGUACGAGCAGCGCCGGAACCUGGACCGCCAGGCCGGCCUCACCAUGGACACCAGCGGCAAGAAACGCAAGUACGAGGACGAGGAGAAGGCCGGCAAAGAUAAGGAGGAGAAGGGAAAACACAAAAAGGACAAAAAGGAGAAGAAGAAAGAAGAGGAGGAAACGGCGUCCAAGGAGGAGAAAUCCACCGUGAAGAGGGAGGAAGAGGAGAAGCCGAAACCCGGCAAGAAGGAAGAGGAAUUCAAGAACACCUUCGAGGAGCAGAAGCUGCCGUACAAGAAGGAGGAGGACGAUAAAUACCGGUUCGGCAAGAAGGAGGACAAGUACCGCCACCUCAGGGAGGACGAGGACCGGAUCGGCCGGUUCAGGCCCGGCAGAGGAGACGAAGAGUACCGGUACCGGUACCGCCGGGAGGCCGACUGCCGGCCAGACAUCCGGGGCGACAACAGGCCAAAGUACGGCCCGAGAGACGAGGACGGCGGCAAGUCUCAGAAGUAUCCGGACGCCCGCGGAAGGGAGCGCGACGACGGGAGAGCCAAGGCCGAGCGGGAGGCGGUGAAGAAGCCCGAGCUGGACAAGCCGGCAGGGAAACCGGAUCCUGGCAAGUUCGAGCCUCCGCCCAAGCCCUACGAGCUGCCCAAGAUCUUCUGUGGCCCCAGCCCGGCCAUGAGGGCCAAGCUGCGCAAGCAGAGCCUGGAGGCGGGGAAACCCGUGCCCGCAAACGUGGCCACGUUCGGCAAGUUCACGUGGAAGAAGAAGGAGAACCAGCUGGCUCAGGAGGCGCAGAAGGUCGCGGCCGAGUUCAUCAAGGAGGACGAGAUGGCGGCCAAGGAGCAGUCCGGGGAAGCGGUCGAUUCCUUCGCAAAGUCGUUGGCCGUCGCAAAGGAAAUCGCUCAGAAACUGGACGGGGAGCACAGCAUGCCGCCGCCCUGGUCCGUCGCCAACCGAGGGCGGAUCCGGCCGAACCUCCCGGCACCUCCGGCCCAGCUGAGGAGAACCACCGUGGCGGGAAAACCCACACCUCUGAACACAUUCCUCAACAUCAGACCCCAGACCAGCGGCAUCCAGACCGGCGGCGUACCCGGACCUCAGACCGGCAGCGUAGCUGGGUUUCAGACCAGCAGCGUUCCUGGGCCCCAGAUCACCGGCGUACCUGGACCCCAGACCACUAGCGUACCCGGGCCUACUCCCAGCAUCCCCUUCGGGCCUCGGCUCAACCCGAAUGCAUCGCCCCAAUCUAACUUGUACUCACCGUUUGACACACCAGAAGAGUCACCAGCAAAGACCAGACCAGAGCCGUUCGGGCCAAAACUUCCUCCAUCGUUGAUAAAACCUCCCACGAGUGAGGUUGAUGAUGAAGGCUCCGGUCCAGUGGGCCCAAAAACGGCGACAUCCAAUGGUAAACCCGCUCCACCAGUACCUAGACCUGAUCAACCGGGUCCUACAACCGCUCCACCGGUCUCUAAACCUUAUCAGCCGGGUCCUACAACUGCUCCACCGGUCUCUAAACCUGAUCAACCAGUUCCUACAACCGCCCCACCGGUAUCCAAACCCUUUCCAGCUGAGUCCCCGUUUGACGUCAACUCUGCACCACCGGUUUCUGCACCGUCUCCUGCUCAGUCAAAGCCAGCACCAUCGGUUAAACCCGCAGUGAAACCUGCACCCCCUCAGCCCACCGCAGCACCCCCUCCGCCCCCCAAGGCGCCGCCUCCCAAACCAGCCAUGAUAAAGAUCGUGUCCGACGUAGCGGCUCCCGGCGUUCCCGAGGGCGAGCAGACCCGGACGGUGUUCGUCAAACCUCCACCUUUCAUGGGCAAAGCCGAGGGAGCCCCCAAGUUCGAAAGGCUGAAGGGCAGCCUGGCGGCCGCCAAGGCCCAGCAGCUGUUCGGCAUCUUCUACAACCCGUCCCCGUUCUCCAAACCAGAGGUGGACACCAAAACCGGCACCAGGAAAGGUCCAAUACAGCCGCAGCCCCAAGUCCAAGACCAGGACAAACCAACGACUCAACCACAGCCCCAAGUCCAAGACCAGGAUAAACCACAAACGCCACCCCUUCAAGUUGAGCCUCUGCCCCAAGUUCAAGACAAACCGAAGACGCAACCAAAGCCCCAAGUUCUUGACCAUAUUCAACCGCAGUCUGAGAACAAGCCUCAAACCGAAACUCAACUUGUGCCCAACGUCCAAGACCAGGAUGAACAAACGACUCGACCGCAGCCCCAGGUCCAAGUCCACCUUGAACCGCAGAUUGAGAAGAAGCCUCAAAUGGAAACUCAACUUGUACCCAACGUCAAAGACCACAAUGAACCACAAACUCAGCCACCCCUUCAAGUUGAGCCUCUGCCGCAAGUUCAAGACAAACCGAAGACCCAACCACAAUCCCAAGUUCUUGACCACAGUGAACCGCAGAUUGAGAAGAAUCCUCAAACCGAAACCCAACUUGUUCCCCAGGUCCAAGACCACGAUAAACCAACGACUCAACCAACGACUCAACCGCCCCUUCACUGGCCCCAAGUUCAGGUCAAACUGAAGAUCCAACCGAAGCUUCAGUCCCAAGUUCUGGACCAUAUUCAACCGCAGUCUGAGAAGAAGCCUCAAAUGGAAACUCAACUUUCGCCCAACGUCCAAGACCAGGAUGAACCAACGACUCGACCACAGCCCCAGGUCCAAGACCACCUUGAACCGCAGACUGAGAAGAAUCCUCAACCUGAAACCCAACUUGUUCCCCAGGUCCAAUACCAGGACAAACCGAUGACUCAACCGCCCCCUCACUGGCCCCAAGUUCAGGUCAAACUGAAGGUGCAACCGAAGCUUCAGUCCCAAGUUCUGGACCGAUUUGAGCCGUGGACUGAGAAGAAUCCUCAAACCGAAACUCAACUUGUUCCCAACGUCCAAGACCAGGAUGAACCGGAGAGUCGGCCCCAACCACUAUCCCAAGUUCUGGACCGGUCCGCUCCAAAGACCCAACUGGAACCGGAACCUCAGAGUCCAGACCAGGAUCAACCCGAGACUCAAGGCCAGUUUCAGCUCAACCCGGACUCUCCCGCCGCAGCUCGGCCCACGACUCCGGUCCAACCAGAACCGACUCCGGUCCAAACCAAACCCACUCCCAACGACUCUCCCGGUCCGGCGAAGGAGACGGGCCCGGGAAUCCAGAUCACGUCCGUCUGGUCCCUCCAGUCCUCCAGACCUGCAGCUGCUGCGGUUCCGUGUGAGACGGGUUCACCAGAACCAGCCGAGGUCCAGAACCAGAACCAGUCCCCUCCUCCUGCAGAGUCCCAGGUUUCUCCCACCGGGUCCGCUCUAACGGAACCAGCUCUCGAGCCUCUGGAGAACUCGGACUGUCUUUCUGACCCGGGCACCAACUCCCAUCCAGAACCGGCAUCGGAACCGCAGUCCAGACUCAAACCGGGCCCUAAAACCCGGGCCAAGAGAACCCCCCCAGUGUCCCGUCCUGUCCGGCAAACCCGGUCCCAGACCCGAUACCAGACCCGGCGGAAGACGCAGCAGCCUGAGCCAGAACCAGAACCAGAACCAGAGUCUUCGGGGGAGCCGGACUCUUCCCUGUCCGAGUCUAGGGAACCAGAACCGGACCCGUGUGAGCCGGGCCAGGACCCGGGCCAGGACCCGCCGCUGGGGGAGAUCACCCCGGAGAUCCUGGGCCUCCCGGCCGACAUGACGGCGCUCGACUUCGACUACAACUUCAACUUCGAGUAACCGGGCCCGACGGACGGGGCCUCCCGGUUCCGUCUCCAGAACCCGGGGACCCUUGCGGACUCAGCUGUUCAGAGUUUACAUAGGCAUAUUUAAAGGCUAGAUGACUCGCCCCCGCUGCUGCCAAUGGAGAGCAGCGUCGUUCACCGGCGGCCAUCUUGCCACAGGAGAGACGCUCACUCAUAACAUUGUGUUUAAUGGAGCAUGUA
Molecule: messenger RNA, 7140 nt
Organism: Cololabis saira (Pacific saury)
Lineage: Eukaryota; Metazoa; Chordata; Actinopteri; Beloniformes; Belonidae
Gene: znf318
Product: zinc finger protein 318
Exons: 11
Coding region: 122-6934 (2270 amino acids)
Biological process (GO): positive regulation of DNA-templated transcription; negative regulation of DNA-templated transcription
Cellular component (GO): nucleoplasm
Molecular function (GO): nucleic acid binding; zinc ion binding
Source: RefSeq, a predicted model, not a curated record